This is a messenger RNA of Benincasa hispida (wax gourd), 1852 nucleotides long. The record is from RefSeq and is a predicted model, not a curated record. Lineage: Eukaryota; Viridiplantae; Streptophyta; Magnoliopsida; Cucurbitales; Cucurbitaceae.
AGUAUAAAUUAUCUUGAAAAAGAAAAUGUUCACAAAAAUUACGUUGAAUAAGAGUGAGCAAUGGGCCUCUGAUAGGCCCAAAAGAAUCUCAAGAUACGUGGGGCCCACUUCUCUUCUUCCUUUUCUCUUUUUCCGCAAAACGAUUCAAAAACCCUCCACUCUGUAAUUUCACUGUUCACCCGUUCUCUCUCCCAUGGCUCAAUCUCUAUUUCUCUCUCUUCUCCUCUUCUCUCUCUUCCUCCCCCUUUCCUCCGCCGCCUACUCCAUCGGCGUCAACUAUGGCACCGUCGCCAACAACCUCCCUCCCCCUUCCCAGGUCGCCGCCUUCCUCAAAUCCCACACUUCCAUCGACCGCGUCAAGAUCUUUGACGCCAACCCCGAUAUCCUCCGUGCCUUCGCCGGUACCGGCAUCUUCCUCACCGUCUCCAUCGCGAACGGUGACAUUCCCGCCCUCGCCAAGGACCCCGCCGCUCAGGCAUGGGUCGCCAACAACAUUCUCCCCUUUCACCCCACCACUCUGAUCAACCACAUCGCCGUCGGAAACGAGAUCCUCGCCACCUCCGACAAGAAUCUAAUAGCGCACUUGCUCCCUGCAAUGAAGGCUAUACAUUCCGCUUUGAGGCACGCGAAUAUCUCUGAUAUCAAGGUCUCAACCCCGCAUUCGUUGGGAAUCUUGUCCGCGUCGGAGCCGCCGAGUACCGGUCGGUUCCGGCGAGGGUACGACCGGGCCAUUUUUGCUCCAAUCCUCGAGUUUCACAAUCAGACCAAGACGCCGUUCAUGGUAAAUCCAUACCCGUUCUUUGGUUUCAGACCAGCGACGUUGGAUUACGCGUUGUUCAAACCCAAUGCUGGAGUUUUCGACAACGCUACUGGAAAGCACUACACGAACAUGUUCGACGCGCAGCUAGACGCGGUUCAUUCAGCGAUGAAGAAAGUCGGUUACGGCGAUGUGGACAUCGUAGUUGCGGAGACCGGCUGGCCCUCCGCCGGCGACCCAAACCAGCCCGGCGUGAGCUUGGAGAAUGCCAUUUCUUACAACCGGAACCUCGUGAAGCAUGUAAACUCCGGGAAGGGGACGCCAUUGAUGCCGAACAGAACCUUCGAAACUUACAUCUUCUCUCUAUUCAACGAGAAUCUGAAACCAUCGACUUCUGAGAGAAACUACGGACUUUUCCAACCCGAUCUAACUCCGGUUUACGAUGUCGGAAUCCUCCGGAAUCCAUCGAUUUCUAGUGCAAGCCUGCUGUCCAAGGAGUCAUUGGGGCCCACGUCGCCAGUGGGGGCACCGGAACCGUCAGAUGUGGGGAGGAAAUGGUGCGUGCCGAAAACGGACGCUUCAGAUGAAGCGUUGCAGAAGAAUAUUGAUUACGUGUGUAGUAGUGGAGUGGACUGUGGGCCCAUACAAGAAGGUGGGGCCUGCUACGACCCGAAUACAGUGCGGUCACAUGCAUCGUACGCCAUGAACGCUUAUUUUCAAACCGCUGGCCGCCAUGAUUUUAACUGCGAUUUUAACCACACCGCCAUCCUCACCUCCACCGACCCCAGUUACGAGACCUGCAGUUACCCGUUCGAUGCAGAAAAGUUAACGAAGUCGGUUGCGUCUGCGGCGGCGAUGAGCUGUAGGGCGGUGGGGGCGGUGGCGCGGGCAUCUAUUGCGGUGGUAGCUGGCGCUGUUUUAUUAAUUUAAAAGAAAAGUGGGAUUAUGGAUUUUUAGGAAAAAGGAAAAGGGACCGUUGGGGUUAGUGCUUUUUGGAGUUCAUAGGAAUUACAUGUAAUAUUUAAUGCCAUUGCUUUUGUAUUUAUAAUAUUGCUUAAUUAACAUUUUUCGUCCAUGAACUAUAGUUUAUAACCA